UUUGUAUAAUAACUUGAAUUUUAUUCUUUCAGCUGUACUGGAAGUGAUGACUGAUGAUGUUUUAGUAUUGAUUUGUAAAUUCCAUUGUAUGUAUACUAGUAAGCGGUAGGUGCAUAUUAUAGUUAAAAUGAGUUGCGAGCAAAAACCAUGUGUCGUACCAGCAGAAAACUUUAAUGCUGUUGAGGAUGCAGCUACUUUACGAAGUGCUAUGAAAGGUUUUGGUACCGAUGAAGAAGCUAUCAUUGAACUUUUAACUUCACGUUCCAACGCACAACGACAAGAAAUUAAAGAAGCAUUUGAAAAAGAAUAUGAACGGGAUUUAAUUGAAGAUUUGAAAAGUGAGUUAGGAGGAAACUUUGAAAAAGUUAUUUUAGCACUUAUGACUCCACCAAAUGAGUAUAUGUGUAAAGAAUUGAAUAAUGCAAUGGAAGGCAUGGGUACUAAGGAAGAUACCAUUAUUGAAAUUUUAUGUAGCCGGCCAAGUGAGGAAAUAAAAGAAAUUGUUUCAGCUUAUGAAGCAUUAUAUGAUAGACCACUGGUUGAGCAUUUAUGUCGUGAAAUAUCUGGAAAAUUUAGUCGACUUAUAACUUUAAUUGCAACUGGUACUCGUGAUCCAGCUGGAACUGUUGAUCCAGAAAAAGCUAAGGAAGAUGCUGAAUUGUUGUAUGCAGCUGGUGAAGAAAAAUUGGGCACAGAUGAAGAAACGUUUAAUCGUAUAAUGUCGCAUUCAAGUUUUGCACAAUUAGCUUUAGUAUUUGAUGAAUAUAAAACUUUAUCUGGUAUGACUAUAGAACAAGCUAUUAAACAUGAGAUCGGCGGGCAUUUACAUGAUGCUUUAAUGGCAAUUGUGGAAUGCACACAAUCACCCCCUGCAUAUUUUGCUAAACGAGUACAUAAAGCUAUGGACGGGAUGGGCACAGUUGAUACAGCUUUAAUUCGAAUAAUUGUUAGUCGGUCAGAGAUUGAUUUGGACAGUGUAAAAGACGAGUUCGAAAGGAUCUAUAAUCGAACUUUGUAUAGCGCAAUUGCGAAUGAAACAUCUGGAGAUUAUAAAAAGGCUUUGGUUGCUUUACUUAAAGUUUAAAGAAACAAUAACAAUUUCAACGUGCAAUAAAGUAUUUUAGUGGCCUUUUGUUUUAGUAUUAUGUAUAUAUACAUACAUACAUACAUUUUUGAAUUUACUCAAAUGAAGAAGGAAUUUAAGAUAAUGCAAGUAGAAAAUCAAAAUUAGCAACAUAGUUUAUAGAUAAUAUUAGUAUUUAAAAUUAAAUGUAUUUUAUUGUUUUUUGCUUUUAAGUGAAAUAAGCUAUACAAAGAUUGAUAAACACUCAAAUAUAUUAUAAUAUAUAUGUA
This is a messenger RNA of Condylostylus longicornis, 1353 nucleotides long. RefSeq names its product annexin B10-like. Gene Ontology annotation, cellular component: cytoplasm. NCBI's taxonomy places the organism in Eukaryota, Metazoa, Arthropoda, Insecta, Diptera, Dolichopodidae. The record is from RefSeq and is a predicted model, not a curated record. Gene Ontology annotation, molecular function: calcium ion binding; calcium-dependent phospholipid binding. The transcript is spliced from 4 exons. The coding region runs from base 128 to 1084 and encodes 318 amino acids.